AUUCUUAACAAGAAUCCGAUUCAAAUAUAGCGGGUGGGUACUGAUGAAGGCAAGAAUCUGAUACAAGUCGGUGGUCGGUGCCAUCUAUGUGCAUCAUCAUCAUCAUCCAUCUAGUGACAAAAAUGGAAGACUACAGCGAAGACCAUGGCGAUUAAUGCAGCUGAGCCUUACCCAAAAAGUCUGAUUCGCAGACACUUUCUACGAACUUCUACAACUUUUCUUGGAAGUUGAAAACUUCACAAAGAAAAAAGCAGACCAAAAAAAAAAAAGAAAAAAAAAGAAAAGGAAAGUGACAAAAAAGACAAAAAGAACGGGGCUGAUUAUGGAUACUGAAAAAGUAGCAGAGCUGAAGCACCUCAUCAGUCGGUGCAAGUCCAAUCCUUCAAUCCUCCAGGACCCUUCUCUUGCCUUCUUCAAGUCCUACCUCCAAAGUCUUGGCGCUCGAAUUCCCCCUGACCCACGAACGGAUAAAGUCGGUGAAAGCAUGUCAGACAGCAAGGAAAAGAUCGAUGCCACAGAAACUGAUCCAUUGGGUGAAGAUGACACCAUUGUAGAGUCUGAUGUUGAGUUAGAUGAUGCUGAUGUUGUGGAGCCUGAUAAUGAUCCUCCACAAAAGAUGGGAGACCCUUCUGUUGAAGUUACAGAAGAAAAGAGAGAUGCUGCACAAACCGCAAAAUCAAAGGCUGUGGAUUUUAUUUCUGAAGGUAAGCUGGAUGAAGCUAUUGAUCUUAUAACUGAAGCCAUCAUGUUGAAUCCUACUUCAGCAAUACCAUAUGCAACUAGAGCUAGUGUCUUUAUCAAGUUGAAAAAACCUAAUGCAGCGAUUCGAGAUGCUAAUGCAGCUUUAGAGAUUAACCCUGAUUCAGCAAAAGGGUAUAAAAUAAGAGGAAUGGCAAUGGCCCUGUUGGGCCGUUGGGAAGAAGCAGCAAGGGAUCUGCAUAUAGCAUCUAAGUUAGAUUAUGACGAGGAGAUAGGUUUGGUGCUUAAAAAGGUUGAGCCUAAUGCCCACAAAAUUGAAGAGCACCGCAGAAAAUAUGAACGCAUACGGAAAGAAAGAGAGGCAAAAAAAGCUGAAAUUGAGAGGAAGCAGAAAGCAGAAGCCCAAGAGCGAGAUGCAUUAUCUGCACUCAAGGAUGGGGAAGUCAUCGGUAUACAUUCUGCUAGUGAACUAGAAACAAAGUUAAAUGCUGCCUCAAAAACAUCACGCCUUGCAAUACUUUACUUCACUGCAACAUGGUGUGGUCCUUGCCGUUUCAUAUCUCCUCUGUAUGUGAACUUAGCUGGGAAGCAUCCCAAAGUUGUUUUCUUGAAGGUUGACAUAGAUGAGGCCAGGGAUGCGGCCGCACGUUGGAACAUUAGCAGCGUUCCAACAUUUUACUUUAUAAAAGAUGGUAAGGAGUUGGAUAAGGUGGUUGGGGCGGAUAAAAGUGCACUUGAGAGGAAGAUCGAACAGUAUUCACCCACAAAAUGAGCUAAUCCUUGAACCUCGGCUCAUAAUCUUUCUUCUUUGUUUGCUUCUUAUAUCUAUCCUUCGAGUCAUAAAUGAAAGAGAAAUUUCAUAUGGGAGAGAUGUUAUAUACAUCACUUUCUGAAGUCUUGGAAAGCAAAUUUGUAUAUGUUUACUGGAGGUAGUAUCUAUCUUUUGAAUAAGUUGGCUAAUUUCUUUAGCAAUGGGAAAAUGCUUCUCUGAAA
Ziziphus jujuba (common jujube) is the source of this 1692-nucleotide messenger RNA. Its product is annotated as TPR repeat-containing thioredoxin TDX. Gene Ontology annotation, molecular function: Hsp70 protein binding; protein dimerization activity. The transcript has 10 exons. Lineage: Eukaryota; Viridiplantae; Streptophyta; Magnoliopsida; Rosales; Rhamnaceae. The record is from RefSeq and is a predicted model, not a curated record. Bases 323 to 1471 code for a protein of 382 amino acids.